This is a messenger RNA of Cydia splendana, 1224 nucleotides long. RefSeq lists its product as uncharacterized. The record is from RefSeq and is a predicted model, not a curated record. The coding region runs from base 1 to 1224 and encodes 407 amino acids. The transcript has a single exon. NCBI's taxonomy places the organism in Eukaryota, Metazoa, Arthropoda, Insecta, Lepidoptera, Tortricidae.
AUGUCCUCGUCAUCUAUAUUAGACAUUGGUGAGAAGGUGUUAUUCGAUGAUAGAAUAGAAAGUAUUGAAUUUCACCCGUACACUCCGUAUAAUGACUCUUUCAAAAAUAACGACAACAUCCACAUAUGCAUCAACCGGCAAGAUCUAAUCCUACUACCGAGUCAGAGUCAAAUAUUAGUGGAAGGCACAGUGGAGAAAGGAUGUCUACUGGUCAACAACGGUGCUGCAUUUUUAUUUCAAGACAUUCGUUAUGAAUUGAACGGUGUGGAGAUUGAUCGAGCGAGAAACUGCGGUAUCACGUCCACCAUUAAGGGAUUAGUCUCAUACACCAAGGAAAUGGACCAUAGUCUUCAGACAGCGGGGUGGGAAGUCGGUGCCAAAAAAAUACAUGACAAGUUUACUAUAACUAUACCACUAUCCCAUUUCUUGGGUUUCGCCGAGGACUAUAAAAAGGUUAUUAUGAAUGGGAAACACGAGUUGAUAUUAAAUCGCGCCAGUACAGAUGUAAACUGUUUAGAUUUAGCACCCGUUGAUGCGGACAAGGUACCGCAACCGCCGAUUCCAAAUGGUGAGAUUGAAAUUAGUCGUGUCACAUGGAGGAUGCCAGUCAUAAAAGUAUCUGAUAAGGAGAAACUGCGUUUAAUGUCGUAUGUUGAGAGGAGCAUACCGGUUCAGAUAGCGUUCCGCACGUGGCAACUGUACGAAUAUCCCAUACUACCUGCCUCACAACGUCAUAUUUGGUGCAUCAAGACUAGCACUCAGCUGGAGAAACCUCGCUAUCUCAUUGUUGGUUUCCAAACGGAUCGUAGAAACGACAAGACCAAAGAUAUGAGCAUAUUUGACCAUUGUAAUCUUACCAAUUGCAGGGUGUAUUUGAACGCAAAGUAUUAUCCAUACGAUCCCUUUUCGGCCGAAUUUAAAACCAACAACUAUGCGCUCUUAUAUGACGCAUUUACCAAUUUCCAACGGUCGUACUACAACCGUGAUCAUACCAGCCCUCAAGUGAAUUAUGCUCAUUACAAGACACGGUCUCCAUUAAUAGUCAUCGAUGCGUCAAGACAGUGUGACAGCUACAACUCGGGAGCUGGUGCUAUUGAUAUUAAAUUGGAAAUGGAGUUUAAGGAAAAUGUGCCUUCUAACACCACGGCAUACUGUCUAAUUAUCAAUGAUUCACUGUUUGAGUACAACGCUCUCACUAGUACCACACGGAAAAUGAUUCAGUAG